Messenger RNA from Papilio xuthus (Asian swallowtail), 1197 nucleotides. RefSeq names its product phosphatidate phosphatase PPAPDC1B. Bases 306 to 1154 code for a protein of 282 amino acids. The transcript has 6 exons. Gene Ontology annotation, cellular component: membrane. Lineage: Eukaryota; Metazoa; Arthropoda; Insecta; Lepidoptera; Papilionidae. The record is from RefSeq and is a predicted model, not a curated record. Gene Ontology annotation, biological process: phospholipid dephosphorylation; phospholipid metabolic process. Gene Ontology annotation, molecular function: phosphatidate phosphatase activity.
CAAACAAGUUAACAAUGUCUCAUCUCAGUUAAAUACUUAUAAUAACAAAGUUUAACCUAGAUUCACUACAAUGCAAUCGUAAGUUACUUUUAUAUCUUGAGUUAAUAUAAUAUGUAAAUACAGAGAAAAGGAACGUAAACUACACGUUCGGAAACAUUGCCACAUGUCAUGUCAUUUUGACACCUGUCAAGCUGAUCAUUCUUGUAUAUAUUUCAGAACACAAUCACCUCUUUCUCACUAUGUUUCAAAUCUAUUAGUAAAUUAAAUUAAUUUCUCUUGAUUUCUCUAUUCUAUCAAUUCUAAAAAUGCCUCUCAUCCGUUCUGCAAGUUUCAAUCUUUUUGUCGAAAUAGUUAUUCGAAUCUGCCUACUCUCUUUAUUCUGUUACAUGGAGACAAUGCCACCCUUUGUUAGAGUUAUCCUUCCUUCGGAGUUGGAGAAUGAUUGCAAAUAUCCAAGACGGGAGUCAUACGUACCAGGUGGAGCGCUAUGGGCUAUAGUACUUUCAGUACCCUGCCUAUUGUCUUUACUCGCGUGGGGAGCGUGCAACGAUUGUAAUGAUGCUUUCGAAAUUCUUCUCGCAUGGUCUCUCGCCCUUGGUAUUAAUGGAGUACUGACAGAUACAAUGAAAUUGAUUGUCGGUCGUCCACGUCCAGAUUUUUUCUACCGUUGUUUCCCUGAUGGUGUGGAGACAUCAGAUCUGCAGUGCACCGGGGACCCUGUGGAUAUAAUGGAGGGCAGAAAGUCCUUCCCCAGUGGACAUAGCAGCUUGUCGUUCUGCUCUCUGGGCAUGUGCGCACUGUGGGUGUGUGGGCGACUGGGCGCGCUGCGAGGUAGGCGCGGCUCAGCUGCGCGUGCGCUGGCCUGCCUCGCACCACUUCUCCUAGCUCUCUGUGUAGCACUUUCUAGAUCCUGUGACUAUCAUCAUCAUUGGCAGGAUAUCCUCGUUGGUUCUACGCUGGGUUUUACAGUGGCUAGCUUUUGUUACCGGCAGUAUUAUAAUCCUUUAAGUUCUGAGCUAUCUGGAGUGCCAUAUGUAGUGUCAGAUACAAAUCUAGCUAGAUUGAAUGGUAAACCGGACAGUCCGGCUAAAGAUCUAAAAGAUAUAGAGUCGACACCGUUAUUGAAUUGUAAGAAAGAAGAUAAAUGGAUAUGAAAUAAGAUUUAUAUAGAGAAACGACAUGGAAUCAAAAUAGACC